Linum trigynum is the source of this 5705-nucleotide messenger RNA. Lineage: Eukaryota; Viridiplantae; Streptophyta; Magnoliopsida; Malpighiales; Linaceae. The record is from the annotation of a GenBank genome assembly.
UUUAUCAAUUCAUUUUUGGUGUAGCGAUGAGAUAGACAUCAAUUAUUUCAAGAAAUAAGAAAAGGAAAAAAAAAACCUUAAAACAACAAAUGAAAUCCCAAACAGCAACUCUGAGAACACCAAUGUGAAAGUCUCAGUGGAUUACCUGAACCCAAAAAAUUUCUUCCUAUUUUUCGAUAGAACAUGUAUGAAAAAACGUUAAAAAAACAAAUAAAAGUAAAAGAAUGAGGACUGUAUUUGAGGCGAGUGUGAAAGAAAAGAUAAGAGAGAGCCUUUUCUAUUUCCCCACUUCUCACUGUGGGCUGUCUCUCUCAGAACUCAGACCUCCUUUAUUAAUUUUAUUUUUUGGACCUUUACAUAUAUUUUUUUGUUUAUUAAUGGAGUGUGGAGUGGAGCCUACUACAAAACCCGACCCAUACUUUGGUCAGAUCCAUCCAUUUGGGACCCAAUUCCUUCCUUCUCUUCUCUUUCUUUCAACGGUGCUACUGUUCCUCCCCCCACAGCCAAAAUUGCUCAUCCCCCUGACAAAACUGAAGAACCAGCAAAAGGAAAGAUCUUUUCAAACAAGGAAGCUCUGGGUAAUUCUCAUUCCCCAACCCUAGAGAGAGAGACAGAGAGAGAGAAGAAAAACCAGGGAUGUUUUUGAAAUUUACCUCUUCCCCCUUUUUCUGAAUGUGGGUUUUCUUCUUCGUCUUCUUGUUCUUCAUAAUCAGUGCCUGUUUUUGAGGGAGGCUGCCUGUUGGAGUGUUUUUUGGUUGUGGGUAUUGUAAGGACAACUACCAGUUUUUAUUGUUAUUCUUUAUUUUUCUAUAAAUUUUCACCUUUCUUUACUCCCUCUACAGCUGAAAAAAAGGUAAGCAGAUUUUGGGCAUUUGAUUUGUUGUAACUGAAUAUGAAAGUUUCUUUCUUUCUUGUUUUUUCAAAAUGGGGUCUCUUUCAAAAUUUCUUUCCCUUUUCAAUCUUUAUAUAGUAUAGAGAGUCCAACUCCAAUUUAGUGAUUUACACUACACUCUCUUCACUUGACGGCUGAAAGGGAUUUUUUUGGGUGUUUCAGACAGCCAUUGAUUGACAGUGGGUUGCUGUGUUUUUUUUUGUUGUUGUUGUUUGCCCUUUCCCUCUCUUUCAAUCUUCUUUCUCCCUGUCCUUAACAGCUUUCUGUUUAUGUCAUUUUUAAAGCCAGCCCAAUCGUUCUUUCUUUCCAUCCGGCUUCUUGUUUGUUUAUGGAAUGUGAAUGAGUUGUUUGUGUCCUGUUUUUCCUAUUUUUUGGUUGCAGGUUUUUUGGGGGGUGUAAGUUCAUUGUACUGUGAUUGGUGGCCUCUGCAAUCCCCAAGUUGUUAUCUGGGUUUCCUCGAACUCUGCGUUUCUUUUGCACUCUCUUGAGUUGCCGGCCAAUGAAUUGGACUUGUACUCGCGCUCCAUUGGGGUCGUUUGCCGGCCAGUGAAUCUGAUGAUAAAGAAGCCCAUCUCAAGAUUUGCUAAGUAAGUUUCUUCUUCAGAUCUGAAUUCUCUGUAGAAUGUGGUGUCUUUGUUUCUCCAUCUUUCAAUGGCUGAUUAGAUCUAGAUUACCCUUUAAAGUUUCAAGCUUUUGAGCUUCCUCAAUCAUUUCAGAAUGCUUCCGUUGAUGGGUUUUUAUUCAUUCUGUUGGAAAGUUUGGUUAACUGUGGUUCUUCUUUCUGGGGCCCUCUCUGUCCUUUUUCGGUUGUCGAUUCCAAUUUCCACUGUUUUAGUAAGUUCUCAUUAACUCGACAUUUGGAGAUUCUUCCAACUUUGUUUAGGAAUGAACCGUUAUGAUGCUUCAUAUCUAAGUUUGAAAUUGCCAAGGCUGGUAAAUGAUACCCAGAAUCUCAGUUGAAGAUUCUCUUUCUUUUCAUUUCAGAGUCUGCAAUUUUUUUGGAGUAUUCCCUUGUUCAUGGGAUUCCAUUUCCUUAUCAAGUACAAGGCCUUACACAAAUUAUGGACAUCCGAGAAGACCUCUGCAACUCUAAGCCCCGGUUGUUACCUCCGGUAGCUACAACAACUUUGAGGAGUGUUUCCUCAUCAUCUUCAACAUUCUUCUCAGCAAACCAAUCACCAUUCUUCUCACCAAGAUCCCCAGCAACGACAUGUCAAGUCUCGGAAUCAACUCGGUCCGAUGCUCAUUGUGACAGCAUCAAUAAUCUAAGCGGCGACCCUCCAAGCUCGACAUCUGGGCUCCAGGAUCCUGAGUCUUUGACCAACAUUAGAGAUACAUUGUCACAACUCUCGAGGGACCCAGGUGGGAUUGCUGCUGCUGAUUUCCAGAAUUUUGACAGGAUAACAUCCUCAACCACUGGGAUAUCCAACAGCAGUCCGUCUGGCAACAACAGCUAUUCGCAGUUGAGAGAGAAGCAUAGGAGUAAGCAUGGUCGAGGUUACAGAACAGCAUAUGCUGCAACACCGGUAACUGUACCGCUUUGCUCAAACAGACUUAGGAGUUGUGAUGUCUUCAUAGGCUUCCAUGGCAGAAAGCCUUCUCUGCUGAGAUUCACCAACUGGCUGCGAACUGAACUGGAAGCUCAAGGAGUGAGCUGCUUUGUAUCUGACCGAGCUCGGUGUAGAAACUCUAGGAAAAGUGGACUGGCUGAGAAGGCAAUGGAUGUUUCAUCCUUUGGCAUUGUUGUCUUAACUAGAAAAUGCUUCAGAAAUCCAUACACCAUUGAAGAGCUUCGAUUCUUUGCUGACAAGAGGAACUUAGUCCCGGUUUUUUUCGACUUGAGACCAGGAGAUUGCCUUGUGAGGGACAUUGUUGAGAAGAGUGGUGAUUUGUGGGAGAAACAUGGAGGCGAGCUUUGGGAACAUUAUGGUGGGGUCGAGAAAGAAUGGAAGGAAGCUGUGAAUAGCUUGUCCCGGGUUGACGAGUGGAAGCUAGAGGCUCAGGAAGGAAACUGGAGAGACUGCAUUCAGAGAGCUGUGACACUUCUGGGAAUGCAGCUAGGAAGGAGAAGUGUUGUGGAUAGAGUGACAAAGUGGAGAGAGAAAGCAGACAAAGAAGAGUUCCCCUUUCCUCGAAGCGACAACUUUGUUGGCAGGAAAAGAGAGCUUUCUGAGUUGGAGUUCAUGCUGUUUGGUGAUGUCAGUGGAGAUACUGAAAGAGAUUACUUCGAGCUCAAGGCAAGGCACAGAAGGAAGAAAAGUAUGAAUCUUGGAUGGAAAUUGGAAAGUGUAAGUGGUGAUAAUAAUAAGUUCAAAGAGCCCAUAUUAUGGAAGGAAUCAGAGAAGGAGAUUGAGAUAAGGCCGAAGCAGAAUCCACGUUACUAUGCAAGGAGAAGGAGAUCGUCGAGAAAGCCUCUGUAUGGAAAGGGCAUUGCUUGUGUUUCAGGUGAGCCAGGAAUAGGCAAAACAGAGCUUCUCCUUGAGUUUGCCUAUAGGUAUCACCAGAGGUACAAAAUGGUGCUCUGGAUUGGUGGGGAAAGCAGGUACAUUAGGCAGAACUAUCUAAACCUGUGGUCAUUUCUCGAAAUUGAUGUUGGUUUGGAUCAUAAUUCGGAGAAAACCAAGAUACGAAGCUUCGAAGAACAAGAGGAGGAAGCCAUUCUGAGAAUCAAGAAACAGCUCACAAGAAACAUACCCUUCUUACUAAUCAUUGACAACUUGGAGAGCGAAAAAGAUUGGUGGGAUCAGAAGCCUAUCAUGGAUCUACUCCCUCUGUUCGGUGGAGAAACACACAUAAUAAUCUCCACCCGCUUACCCCGAGUGAUGAACUUAGAACCAAUGAAGCUCUCCUACUUAUCAGGAGUCGAAGCCAUGGCACUGAUGCAAGGAACCACCACCACCAUCAAGGAGUACUCAAUCCCAGAAGUCGAUGCUCUUCGAGCCAUGGAGGAGAAAGUCGGAAGAUUAACCCUAGGCCUCUCCAUCAUUGGCUCAAUUCUGUCCGAACUGCCCAUCAACCCCAGCAGACUGCUGGACACCAUAAACAGAAUGCCAUUGAGGGACAUCCCAUGGAGUAGCAGCAGCAGAGAAUCCAACCCACUAAGGAGAAACACAUUCCUCCUCCAGCUCUUCGAAGUAUGCUUCUCGAUCUUCGACCAUGUCGACGGACCGAGAAGCUUGGCAAACCGUAUGGUCCAAGCAAGCGGCUGGUUCGCCCCAGCUCCAAUCCCAACCCCUCUGCUCGCCCUAGCCGCCAGCAAAAUCCCUGAAAAGGAUCGCCGGAAAAAGGCCUGGAGAAAGCUCCUCAGCUCAAUGAGCUGCGGUCUGUCCUCUCCCUACACCAAGCGGUCCGAAUCGGAAGCAUCCUCUCUCCUCCUAAGAUUCAACAUCGCCAGAGCAAGCACCAAGCCCAAUUCCAUCCACGUCAACGACCUAAUCAAGCUCUACGCUCGCAGGGAAGGAAUCACCUCUACAACAACAACAACAUCCCCAGAAACCGCCCAGGCGAUGGUUCGAGCCGUGCUGAACCGCGGCUCGAUCUUCCACCACUCGGAGCACAUUUGGGCGGCGUGCUUCCUCACAUUAGGGUUCGGCAACGAGCAGAAAGGGGUCGUCGAUCUCCAGGUCUCGGAGCUGCUCUACGCGGUCAAAGAAGUGAUCCUGCCGCUGGCGAUCAGGACGUUCAUCACAAUGUCGAGAUGCAAGGCCAGCGUGGAGCUGCUCCGGCUGUGCACGGACGCGCUGGAGGAGGCCGAUCAGGCGUUCGUGACCCCGGUGGAGAAGUGGCUGGAGAAGUCGCUGUGCUGGCGGCCGAUUCAGACGGGCGCGCAGCUGAACCCGUACCUGUGGCAGGAGCUGGCGCUGACGAGGGCGACGGUGCUGGAGACGAGGGCGAAGCUGAUGCUGAGAGGCGGGGUUUUCGAUGUUGGGGAUGAUUUGAUCAAGAAGGCGAUUUUCAUUAGGGCUUCCAUUUGUGGGGAGAAUCAUCCUGAUACGGUUGCGGCGAGGGAGACGCUUAGUAAGCUUGGGAGGUUGAUUGCGAAAGUUCAGACGACGGCCGGUGGUAAUCAUAAUAAUGCUUCUUCUCCGCCGUAGACGACGUCGGCGGCCGGAGGGUGUUUUGGUUUUUUUCCGGUUACGAGUAGAGGGGAAGUAUAGAAAGUAUACUGAAUAAGGUUUGCAGAGGAUGUAGUAGGGUUUCCAUUCCAGUUCCGCCACACCAUUUGUAAUCAACCAUAAUUAUUUGUUAUACGCCAUUCUGGUCUGGAAUUGAAUUAUGCAGAGAUUGUUGCCGAGGAGUUUUUGGGAUGGAGAUGGAGCCAUUUCUGAUCAGGUUUCGGCAGGGAAAAAAGGAAACAGUAACAUUUGCAGAGAAAGAAAGCGUUGGUGUACAACGUUGCAAAUAUACGAAAAUUAAAAAAGAACAGAAAAAGAAAAAUAAGUGCCCACACGCAGGAUCGAACUACGGACCUUCAGUUUACAAGACUGACGCUCUACCACUGAGCUAUACGGGCUCAGAUGUUACGUUGGCUCGCCACAUUUAGUAUAAACAAUCUGUUGAGCUGGCUGCAAUGAAAAUGUAACAAAAUCUUUUUUUUUUUUAUAUCAAUCUUUGCAUCACCAUAAUAUAAUAUCAAUCUCAAAUCGCAUCGCCGCUAGCGUUUCUCCAUCACCACUUGAUGAAUAUCCAAAGAAUGACCCAAGCUUGCUUCACAAGUGUUAAAUAAAUGUGAACUGCAGUGAAUGCACAUAUAUUCAUUCUUUACCUUCUUUUUGUUGACGAACAGUAAAAAUACUAAAUACACAUGUUGGAA